AUGGCUUUGUAUUUUCGCCCUCCCAUGCUUUCGUACAGUAAGAAGCAGCCAGUGCUCUUUAGCUUUUCUUCCACGCCAACAUUUCUAAUUCUUCAAGGAAGUAUUACAAGAUUCCAUCCCAUAAGCUGCCUCUCACCAGCUAAUACAAAAACUUCUCCUGCUCGUCGCACAGCAAAUUUUCAGCCAACCAUUUGGGAUGAUAACUACAUCCAAUCGCUUCUAGUUCAUUUCAUGGAGGAGAAGUAUAUACAUCAAAGAGAUAAAUUGAAGGAGGAAGUCAGGUGUUUGAUUGGCCAACAACAUGGACUUGUUAAACAGCUUGAACUUGUGGAUGCCCUACGACAGUUAGGAAUUGAUUAUCAUUUUGAUUCAGAGAUCAUGAAUUUGUUGAGUUGUAUUUGUUCAUCAACGGAAAAUAUAAAUAACUUGAUAAAGAAUAACAAUCUUUAUGGCUCUGCAUUGCUCUUUAGGCUUCUAAGGGAGCAUGGCAUCAAUAAUGGUGCAAUACUAAGAGUUGAUACUCUGAUGAGUUGCUUCAAAAAAGUGAGAGAAAGCUUCAAUCCCAAUCAUCAAUAUGACGUUAAGGAAUUGCUUAGUUUGUAUGAGGCUUCCUACCUUGCUAUGGAAGGAGAGGAAGAGUUGGAUGAGGCAGGAAAGUUUGCUAUGGAGCAUUUAAGACGUCUUGAUAGAUCUUUACUAAGUCCACAACUUAUUGAAGAAAUAGAUCAUGCCUUGGAGCUACCCUUGCAUUGGAGGAUGCCAAGGCUGCAUAGUAGGUGGUUCAUUGAUGCUUAUGGGAAACAAGAAAAUGUUAAUCCCAUAUUGCUUGAUUUGGCCAAACUAGAUUUCAACAUAGUACAGAGCAUUUAUAUGACAGAGCUUAAGGAAAUUUCCAAUUGGUGGAGAAAUCUUGGUGUUCUUUGUGAUGAGCUUGAUUUUAUAAGAGACAGACUAGUGGAGAACCAUUUAUGGGCUUUAGGAUUUACAUUUCAACCUAAAUUUUGGAGAAGCAGGAAAGCAAUCACCAAGAUUAAUUCUUUGGUAACAACAAUUGAUGAUGUUUAUGAUGUUUAUGGCACUCUAGAUGAACUAGAGAUCUUUACAAAUGCCGUUGAAGAUUGGAAAAUGGAUGCAGCUCAACAACUUCCAAAUUGUAUGAAGAUAUGCUUGAUGGCACUUUUCAAUACAAUGAAUGAUAUUGCAUACUCGUUUUUAAAGGAAAAAGGAUUGGAUAUUCUUCCAUGCCUAAAAAGAGUGUGGGUCGAUUUAUGCAAAGCAUACUUAAUUGAAGCAAGGUGGUAUCAUAAUAGAUACACUCCAACAUUGGACGAGUACUUGGAGAAUGCUUGGGUAACAAUAUCCGGAAUUUGUGAACUAUCAGCAUCAUAUUGUCUAAGUGAUGACUUGAAUGUUGAAGCUCUUGAUAGUAUAAACUUUUAUCCACCCAUCGUUCAACAUUCAUGUAUGAUUUUUCGACUCUACAAUGAUUUGGGAACUGACAUGGCAGAGAUCCAAAGAGGAGACGUUUUAAAAUCAAUUCAAUGCUAUAUGAAUGAGAAAAAUGUUUCAGACUCAGCUGCUCGAGACAAUAUAAGAUGUUUAAUAAGAAAUUAUUGGAAAAAAUUGAAUGGAGAAUAUAUGACAUUUUCAACAUCUAUAGAAUCUUUUAGAAAAGCUUUAGUAGAUGUUCCACGAACAGCACAAAGCUUCUAUCACUAUGGAGAUGGAUAUGGAGAGCCUGGUGGUAAAACCAAGGAUAAAAUUUUCUUAACGAUGAUUGAACCAAUUCCACUUUAA
Molecule: messenger RNA, 1797 nt
Organism: Dendrobium catenatum
Lineage: Eukaryota; Viridiplantae; Streptophyta; Magnoliopsida; Asparagales; Orchidaceae
Product: alpha-terpineol synthase, chloroplastic-like
Exons: 7
Coding region: 1-1797 (598 amino acids)
Biological process (GO): diterpenoid biosynthetic process
Molecular function (GO): magnesium ion binding; terpene synthase activity
Source: RefSeq, a predicted model, not a curated record